AUGCCUCGUACUCGAAAUCCUAAUUCUGCUCAGGAUAUUUGCGACGCGUAUAAAGAAAACUUUGAUACGUGUCUUUCUGAAGUAAAUCCCAAACCGUUACCAGGAAAAGUGCUCUUGGAUCCCGUGACUAUUCUUUCAAAAAAACCCGCGUCACAAUGGGAAGAUGGUGACGUUCUACCCCUAGCUGAAAUUCUCGCAGGGAGGAUAGCGAUUGACGGUACCGGAGAAAACCGUCAAGGAGCAACCGCACUUGGGAAAAUCGGCGCAGAUUUAACGAAUUAUAUUUUUACCCACCCCAAAAUCCGGUCCAUUAUCGAUCCCGUUUAUGUCGUGGUUGAUCUCACUACCAACGGAAAAGUUCCUCCGACUAAUAUGAAUGCGUAUCCUCCAUCUGGCUCUCCACAUGCUGCCGUAAUAUCUUACCCAGGAUCCAAUCAUGUUUUCACAUUCAACGGUCCCGGAGCGACAGAAGAUGCACAACAUUUGAUCGGUUGGCUUCAAGGCACCAAUCCCGGACUUAGAGCAUUUGUGUUCCAUACUGGAUUCCCAACAGUAUUAUACUGA
This is a messenger RNA of Paraglomus brasilianum, 564 nucleotides long. NCBI's taxonomy places the organism in Eukaryota, Fungi, Glomeromycota, Glomeromycetes, Paraglomerales, Paraglomeraceae. The record is from the annotation of a GenBank genome assembly.